Molecule: messenger RNA, 1500 nt
Organism: Aspergillus affinis
Lineage: Eukaryota; Fungi; Ascomycota; Eurotiomycetes; Eurotiales; Aspergillaceae
Product: dynactin subunit 2
Exons: 3
Coding region: 1-1500 (499 amino acids)
Biological process (GO): mitotic spindle organization
Cellular component (GO): dynactin complex; cytoplasm
Source: RefSeq, a predicted model, not a curated record
AUGGCCUUCAACAAGAAAUACGCGGGUCUUCCAGAUCUCGAUCUCGCGCCCGAUAUUUACGAAACCCCCGACCUCACCGACGAAGCUUCCACCGUCCCGGUACUACUACCCACUACAGCCACUAUCCGCACAGCCUCGAACCUCGACGACGAUGCCGGCUCCAACUCCGACAUUGACCGACAAGGCGUGGACGCCGACGCGGCGCGCGCCCAUUUCCUCGGUGCGACGGUCGACGCCCGCGAAGUGAACUUCUCCGACAGCAUCGACACCAAGCGCAAAGCGUACCGGAGCAAGAGCCGACGGAGAAGGAAGAACGAGAACGGACUCGAAGAGGUCGGUGACCUGAGCGACAGCGAAGACGAGAGUUUGGACAGGAAGCUGGCUCGGCUGCGACGAGAGGUCGAAGAACUGAAGGACGAGGUGGCGACGAGGGAAGACGCGACCGAACCACAAGACCCUGCCGCCGGUAAUGACAAGGAGCCGCUCGGUGACGGCGUCCUAGAACUCAGUCGCGCGCUGGAUAGUCUCUAUGCAUCCUCCCGCGGCCCCGGUGGUGUCGGUGUCCCGCACUCCGCCGCCGCAGCGCUAUCCAAGAAACUUGACGCCGACUCUACCACUACGCAGUCCACUGUCCCUGCGACGACGGCUGGCCUCGACACCCAACAAGCCCUUUCUCCUCUUCCUUCUUCCUCUGACCAGACCAUCCCCAAUGUCGGCGUCCUCUCCCACGCCGCCGCCUUCGACAGCCGUCUCGCGCUCAUCGAAUCAGCCAUGGGCAUCUCCAGCUCCUCCAACCCGUUCGUCUCCGACGGCAUCUCCGAACCCCCCUUACAACCUGUCCUCCCGGCCCUCGACCACAUCACCUCACGGCUCGCCACCCUCAUGAACCUCCUCGUCGGGCCGGCCCCGGCCUCCGCCGUCCCCACCACCUCCGCCGGCCACCUGCCCCCAUCGACGACCGUCUCGACGCCUCACCUCGAAACGCUAUCCACCCGCGUGCGCCGUCUCACCGCAGACACCGAGGCACUCGCUGCGGCACGCAAACGCGCCCUCGACGCCGCCAAAGCAGCCCAGAACGCGCGCAUCGCAGCCGCGGCCAUCGAGCCGUCCGACGUCUCCGUCUCGUCCUCCUCCGCCACGGAGACCGACCCGGCGGCUACGCAGCGCGAUGAACAAGCCACCAAGAUCCAGGCCCUGUAUGCCACGCUCCCGACGAUCCAGUCUCUGCACCCAAUCCUGCCCAGCGUGCUGGAGCGGCUGCGCUCGCUGCGCGCCAUCCACGCCGGGGCGGCGCAGGCGUCCGAGUCCCUGGAUGAGCUGGAACGGCGACAGGCUGACAUGGCACGGGAGAUUGAACAGUGGCGUGAAGGGCUGCGCGUGGUGGAGGAGAAGAUGGGACAGGGCGAGGCGGCGCUGAAGAGUAAUGUGGAGUUAGUGGAGCCGUGGGUGCGGGAUUUGGAGGGGAGAUUGGAGAGGCUGGAUACGACUGGUGGUGUUUAA